GCUUCAACCAUAAACAAAAUGUGAUUUAAACCCGAUAUUAACGCUUAAGAAACACGCGCGGUCCAUUAUUUACAAGUUCUUAUAUUCAGAGAAGUGUUUUAAACUGUAAAUGGAACGUUUAAACAACUCAAAACAAAAGUUUUCUCAAGUUUUGUUUAUAGUUUCUCUUGUGAGAACCCGACUAAGUUGAAAAGUUCUUGUUCUUGUUGAGAAAUCGCUGGUCGCGUGGGUUCUUUUAUUUUGUCAGGGUUAUACUUUUGACAGCGGCCGAGUAGUCGUAUGCUAGAUGUGGUGUGGGGUUGCCGUGUCGUUUUUUCCGCUGUAUAAAACUUUUGCCUUGUCGAAAAUACUAUGAAAAUAUAGUUAAACGAUUUGAAAAUCGAACGACUAGUAGUGAAAAGUGUUUAAGUGUGUGCCAUGUAGGCUUUUGUGUGUGUUCCUGAGUGUAUCACAGUGCAUUCUUCGGUGAUUCAUCUUAUGAACAAGAAAUGCUGUUUGUGUCAUAGAUAUACAUGUAUUGGCCCUAAGUUUAUGUGUACCUUGCAAGGAAUGUGUUUUGUGGUGAUUUUUUGACUUCACCACUCUCAUUUUGCUGUAGAAAUAAGAUGAGAAAACAACUGCAGUUCGAAGUUUCGGCAUAAUAAUUGAGAUCACCAGUGGGUGCUGCUUCAGAUGUUUCUUUAAAAACAAAUUCCAGAGACAAACAAAAUGGCCGAUUGGGCGCUACGCCUCUGUAUAAUAGUCUUGACUAUGAAGACUUUGUCAGUGGCUGCAGAUUUCACGGCCAACUGUCCGACAGAAUGCAAAUGCGUGUGGGCCAGCGGAAACAAACAGGCGGAUUGCUCCCAUGCAGAAUUCCACGACAUACCCAAAACCCUAAGCCCAGAAAUACAAAUCCUAGACCUAACUGGCAACGAACUCUACGAAAUCACGAGGAACGCCUUCGAGGAUGUCCGAUUAAUCAAUCUAAAGAAACUCAUAUUGAGAGAGUGCAAGUUAAUAACGAUACACAAAAACGGACUGAGCGACCUCGCGAUCAUGAUCGAACUAGAUUUAUCGAAAAACGACCUUAAAACGCUGCACCCCGACACUUUCAGGGAAACAGCUAAAAUAAGAUGGAUCCUGCUCAACGAUAAUCAAAUCGAGAAACUAGAGGACGGCUUAUUUAACAAUUUGCCCUUCUUACAAAAAGUCGAUCUGAGUAACAACCGCAUAGUACAACUCGGGUUGAAAACUUUUAUGAAUGUGCCAAAGCUAAAUAUUUUAAGACUCGACGGUAAUAAGUUAGAGCACCUCAAAAUAGACACGCUGAGUGCUUUAACAUCAUUGUCUAAUCUAGAUGUCCACGAUAAUCCAUGGAGAUGUGAUUGCUAUUUGCAGCCGUUUAGAAAUUGGGUGAUCAGUAAAAAUCUCUACACAUCACCGAUAGCCUGUAGCGAACCGGCUAAAGUGCAUGGGAAACUAUGGAAGGAGUUAGAUUCCAGUGACUUUGCUUGCAGGCCGAGCAUCGUCUACCCUUCCACCAGAACCACGCUGCGCUCAUCGGAUGCAAAUGUCACUCUAUCUUGCCAAGUUGACGGAAACCCUUUACCAGAAGUCAAUUGGGUGUUGAACGCUCAAAUAAUUGAUGGCACACAUAGAUACCAGGGUGAAAUCAAAUACUAUGUAACACAAUCCAAUUCGGAAAAUAGUAAAUGGGUUAAUUUGACCAUCGUUGAUGCUAAUAGCGAUGAUAAUGGGGAAUAUCUCUGUGUAGCCAAGAACGCAGGUGGAGUUGAGGAGAGAAGUUUAACUUUAGCCAUAGCUCACACUCCGCCUGAUAUUGACGUACCGCCUGGGAUGGCCACUAACAUGCUACCAGUUCUCAUCGGAGUGUCAUGUGUCAUUGCUAUAUUCUUAAUAGCAAUAAUAAUAGGCGUGGUCAUCCUUUGCUUCUGCUUGUGUAGAAGACGAGGAGCAGCGAAGAAGAAAGCUGAUAAUUCCAACGGGGAAGCUUUAAUCGAAGGGUCGAUCAUACCAGAGAUGGAGAAGAGUUUGAUAACGGCUGUGAACCCAGUGACUAAACCACCGCGAAGAUACGAUGCUCCUCCGCCCAUCAUGAGUGGAGCCACAGAGAUGUCAGAACUGAAUAAAACCUUGCUGGAUAACGAUUCAGUUUUCGCUCACAAUGACGAUGAGAAAAGGUCGAUUGGCUUCGACAUGCAAACACUUCGGUCACAGGAUGCCCUCAAUGCAGAAUAUGGACGAACAGACGGUCGAGCGUAUCCGCCAGAUUUACUAUCAUUCCCAGCGAGAGCUGCGCAAAUCUCACCUGCAGCGAGCAACGCCUCCACAGUCCCAGAUACCAGCAGACUGCAAGUCAAUCCAGUCAGCCCCAUCCAUUCGCCUAUUUACGGCAUGACCACCAAUCAGAACCUCUUUAGAACCCUACCCUACUCUCGAUCUCAGUCGCCUUUCACGGCACCAAUCACACCACCCGUAGUAACCCCAAGACAAGGCUAUGUUACCAUACCUAGACGACCAAGAGUACCAUCCUGGUCGAGCACAGCCAGCACUGCUAUACUUCCAAGUGCUGAAGCACAAGAACCUUUAUACGACAACUUGGGGUUGAGGACAACAGCAGACGGCAGCUCAGUACUUUCACUAAACAAGGCGGGAUUGGAACAACAGUUCUCUCCAAUGAGAAACAGACCCUUACCAGCAACACCUACAGUGGCUUACCCUGCUCAUCCAGUAUACUACGCUCCUAUAGAAGAACAGGAACCAGCACCGUCUCCCGUCCCCCCGCCGUUCACACCGACCAGAAACAGCAUUAGCUCUCAAAUAUCCAAUCAACUCUCAACCCCAGGCCCACAAGAACCGGUAAAUCCAAGAAUGAGUUGGACAGCAAAAAGUACUUCGACUCCUCAACCUGAACCCAGAAAACAAAUGGCUCAUAUCAUUGAUAAUAGGAAUGGAGACGCACAGUCACAGAAUUCUGACAGUACGUUAAGUCGUAGAGGAAAACCAGAAACUGGUUCGUUGAGAAGGAACCCAAGAAGUGAAAACAAUGAAGUGAGUUCUCCAUCCAAAGAUGAUUCAAGGAAAAACGAAAGCAAUGCAUCGUUGAAUCAAUCAGGUACUAUGGGAAGAAGUGGUAAAAUUCCUCCAAGACCACCCCCUAAGCCGAAGAAAAAGCCUAGUGCGGAAGUUAGUGCAACCGAACCACUGUUCGAAGACGAAGGUGAGGAUGGGACGGAAGUGUAGCAAUACCCCAAUGAAGUCAUUGAUCCUAAUGAACUCAUUGAUCCUAAUGAAGUCAUUGAUCCCAAUGAAGUCAUUGGUCCGAAUGAAGUCAUUGAUCCCAAUGAAGUUAUUGAUCCCAAUGAACAUGAACCAAGUGCCAACGAGCUUGUAGCGACAGUGAAGUGAAGUGAUAUAAGUGAACGAUGUGAAGUACAAUCGGAUCAUUAUUUUGCGGUGCUCGUGUAAA
This is a messenger RNA of Maniola jurtina (meadow brown), 3472 nucleotides long. RefSeq lists its product as uncharacterized. Lineage: Eukaryota; Metazoa; Arthropoda; Insecta; Lepidoptera; Nymphalidae. The coding region runs from base 709 to 3246 and encodes 845 amino acids. The transcript has 5 exons. Gene Ontology annotation, molecular function: protein binding. The record is from RefSeq and is a predicted model, not a curated record.